Molecule: messenger RNA, 726 nt
Organism: Fusarium pseudograminearum CS3096
Lineage: Eukaryota; Fungi; Ascomycota; Sordariomycetes; Hypocreales; Nectriaceae
Exons: 4
Coding region: 1-726 (241 amino acids)
Biological process (GO): regulation of microtubule polymerization or depolymerization; protein localization to microtubule plus-end; spindle assembly
Cellular component (GO): cytoplasmic microtubule; microtubule plus-end; spindle midzone
Molecular function (GO): microtubule plus-end binding
Source: RefSeq, a predicted model, not a curated record
AUGGGCGAGUCGAGACAAGAACUUGUUGCAUGGCUCAACAGCCUCUUGCAACUCAACAUCACAAAGGUUGAGCAAUGCGGUACUGGUGCCGCCCUCUGCCAGGUUUUCGACAGUAUCUACAUGGACGUCCCCAUGUCCAAGGUCAAGUUCAACGUGAACUCUGAAUACCUGUACAUUCAAAAUUUCAAGGUCCUCCAGAACACAUUUGCCAAACACCAGAUCGACAAGCCGAUCCCCGUCCCUUCACUCAUAAAAUGCAAGAUGCAGGACAACCUCGAGUUCCUCCAAUGGACAAAGCGCUUCUGGGACCUCAACUUCCCCGAUCACGAGUACGAUGCCGUUUCCCGACGAAAGGGCGGCUCUAUGCCUCCCGGUGCUGCCGCUCCUAAACCUGUCUCUGCUGCUACUGGUGCCGCUCGCCGUGGAGGCAGCACCCCUAGCGGUGGACCCCGCGUAGCAAAGGCCGCUGGACCCGCCACCGCCGCCCUGCAGCAGGAGAACGCUACACUGAAGGAGACAGUGGUUGGUCUGGAGCGGGAGCGUGACUUUUACUUCAGCAAGCUCCGAGAUAUCGAGCUUCUCGUUCAAACGGCUGUCGACGAAGACCCCGAGCUGGAGAAGCUGGAGGAUGGCCUCGUCAAGCAGAUCCAAACAAUUUUGUACUCUACAGAGGAGGGCUUCGAGAUCCCUGCCGAGGGCGAGGUGGACGACCAGGAGACUUUCUAA